This is a messenger RNA of Kwoniella mangroviensis CBS 8507, 1713 nucleotides long. RefSeq lists its product as uncharacterized. The record is from RefSeq and is a predicted model, not a curated record. The transcript has 12 exons. Lineage: Eukaryota; Fungi; Basidiomycota; Tremellomycetes; Tremellales; Cryptococcaceae. The coding region runs from base 1 to 1713 and encodes 570 amino acids.
AUGCUGCUAAUCUGGGUGAUCUUCCCUGGCCUGUUCUUACCUCUAAUCACUAUCGUAUACUCAUACUCCAACGAUGCUCAUGAUGAUCAAAUACCUCUCAUCGGUGCUGAGACACUCCCGCAAUUGGACUUAUUGCAAACUUCCAUCAGGGAGAUACAGGAAUUAUUGAGCGAUGGACGGUUGACGAGUGUUCAGCUUGUGGAAACGUAUUUGGCCAGAAUUGAGAGGGAUAAUCACCAAGGUCUGAAUCUGAAAGCUGUCAUUCAAUCUGCACCUAGACAAUCAGCCCUGGAGAUAGCUUUCCAGCUGGACGAAGAGCGAUCGAAAGGUAGGAUAAGAAGUGAAUUACAUGGUAUACCAAUAUUAGUCAAGGAUAACAUCGCUACGGAUCUUGGAUUGGGUAUGAGGACUACAGCAGGUAGUCUAGGAUUGAAAGGCUCGAUCGUACGUAAGGACGCAUUCGUCAUUGAGAAUUUACGAAAAGCAGGAGCGAUAUUAAUUGCCAAGACCAAUCUCAACGAGUUAGCAGGCUGGAAAGGUAUUCUCAAAGGAUUCCUUCCCAUAACAUCCCGCGACGAUAGCCCGAAAGCCAAUGUGACAUUUAGAGGACCGACGAACGGCUGGUCAGCUGUAGGAGGUCAGUGCAGUUCGGCCUACGUCGAGGGAGGGUUUGACCAAGGCGGAGAUCCAAUGGGAAGUAGCUCUGGUUCUGCUGUAGGUCUAAGUGUGGGUUGGGGUGCGGCUGCUGUGGGUACUGAUACGCUUGGAAGUGUUCUUGGUCCAGCGAGUAGAGCGGCUUUGUACGCUAUUAGACCUACGUUGGGAAGAGUAUCUAGGAAAGGUGUCGUACCAGUCAGUCUUGAUCACGAUACUAUCGGUCCAAUGGGAUUCACGACAUGGGACGUAGCUUUGAUGUUAGAAAUCAUGAGUGGAGAGGAUCAGGAUGAUCAGUCGACGCACGAUAUACCUCCUUUAUCAAAUCUUACAUCAAUCGUAUCAUCUCCUCCAAACCUUUCAGAGUUCACCAUCGGUAUACCAACAAGGUACUUCUCCGACGAACCAUUCUUUGAAAUCCCAUCAGGUCGUCCAUCAGAAUCUGAAAUCAAGUUCAGCGAAACCCUCCAUCAUCUCCAGACAAAUUACGGACUGAAUCUCAAGUGGAACAAGAAUAUCAAUUUGAGUUCUCAUAAGGAUAUUCAGCGAUUUCUGGAAGUAUUGACGGAUAAGAUCAAUAUUGAUUUUCGAGCUGAUAUGGAUGAUUAUCUGACUAAUGAUCUGGAGGAAAGUAAAGUCAGGAAUAUGUUGGAGUUGGCAAUGUUUAAUGAUAAAUAUUCUUCUGAAGAAUUACCACCAAACGGAUGUUGUCAAGAGCGAAUCCUCACCUCUCUCACUUCCUCACCAAGGAACUCAACCGAGCAUCAACAACUCAGAAGUGAAUUGAAAGUAUUAGCCGAUGAGAGAAGUUUAGGUCAUAUAUUUGAUGCUAUCGCUUUGGAUUUCGAGUUGGGCGCUCCCGGAUAUUGGGUAGGAGCGGCUGUUUAUCCAGCUGGUGUCGUGCCUUUAGGAUACUGUUCCAAUAGUCUACCAUACGGUUUGAUGUUUGUCACUCGAAAGUAUGACGAACAAAGAUUGAUUGGUCUAAUGGCGGCAUACGAAAAGGUCAUGCCCAAGAGGCGAGUUCCUAAGCCAUAUCAAGAGCGUUAUUGGAGUUGA